Messenger RNA from Contarinia nasturtii (swede midge), 3673 nucleotides. RefSeq names its product oxysterol-binding protein-related protein 9. Lineage: Eukaryota; Metazoa; Arthropoda; Insecta; Diptera; Cecidomyiidae. The record is from RefSeq and is a predicted model, not a curated record. Gene Ontology annotation, cellular component: membrane; cytosol; intracellular membrane-bounded organelle. Gene Ontology annotation, molecular function: sterol binding. The transcript is spliced from 4 exons. The coding region runs from base 1079 to 3373 and encodes 764 amino acids.
AAAAUGUGUUGCGCUGGGACAUAAGCAAAACUGCGAAUUGCGUAAAACAAUUGCCGAGGAUAAAACUAAAUGCGAAGUAGUGUGAAAAAAAAAACGUAUUAACUUUGGAAUCAUUCACUCAUUUAUUCAAUUCAAUUAGAUUAAAUAGUUGCAUAUGCAUUUAUCCAAGAUUUUAAACAAUCGAAUUACAAACAAGUGGAAGCUGACAAUUUGAUAGUAUUAGUGUUUUGUUGUAGUGAAAAUUGGCGAUAUUUUUUCGCAGCCGUCGGCAUUGAGACAUAAUAUUAUUUUUAUUUAUGUCAUCAUUGAAAUACCUACCCGUUGACACCACAUCAAGACACACUAUAGCUAGAGAAGUGCAAGCAUCGACAAUAAGCAGCUGUAGCCGUAACUGAACACGAUAUAUGACAUUUUGUGGAAAAGAAAGAGACCAACAAAUAGUUCGUUUAUGUCAGAAAAUCAUCACACACAGCAAUCAGUAAUUAAAGUGUUUUUUUUUGUUCGUUGAUUUCUGAUAUAAAUGACGAAAAAUCAAAAAGCCAUAUAAAAAAGACGACAAUACGACUACACGAAAUUUCGAUUGAAUUUCCAUUAGAAGGCAAAAAUAGUCACAUCGAUGAUUUAAUAUGUCAAAUUUUCAUCGCCAAAAAUCAAUCGUCGUCGAUAAGUAAAUUACAAUUCUCAAGUGGUUUUGACAAAAAAUUGAAUGAAAAAAAUCUCUUUGGUGCCUAAAUUAACAUAUUGAUGUGUCAAAAAAAAAAACAACACUGAUGUUCAUUGUCAACAUAAAAACACAAUGAACGUGUUCUAGCAAAGUAUUUUAUUCGCAUUUUAAACGUUGCAGCAACCAUUAUAUGUGUAAAAUUCAUUUUUCAUCGUUUUUUGUUUGAUUUUUUUUUUGUUUUUAUAUUACUUUAUUUUCGUUGCAUUUGCAUAUUAUUUCGACUAUAUAAGUUGGCGUCGUAUGAAGUCAAUCGCGUGACUACGAAACGUAAAUAAAUUGAUUUCGUUCUAUUAAAGCAGAAAAUAUAUAAAAAAUUUGAGAGAAAAAUAUAUAUAUUAGAAUAAAUCGAUCAAAAUGGUGCUUUUGGAAGGACAUUUAAGUAAGUGGACAAAUGUUAUGAAGGGAUGGCAAUUUCGAUGGUUUGUUUUGGAAGAAAAUUCCGGUUUACUCAGCUAUUAUACGUCAAAGGAGAAAAUGAUGAAGGGCGUUCGUCGCGGUUGUGUUCGAUUGAAAGGUGCUGUCAUCGGUAUCGACGAUCAAGAUUGCAAUACAUUCACUAUUACCGUUGAUCAUAAGACAUUCCAUUUCCAAGCGAAAGAUGGUGAAGAACGUGAAAAAUGGGUUCGACGUCUUGAGGAUACAAUACUGCGUCACGCAAAUCGAAGUCGUGGAAUUUGGUCGGAUCAGGGUGGUUCAACAUAUGGUGUAUAUGGCUCAUCGGCUGAUCCAACCAAGCGACCAAAUUAUUUGCAAACGCUCGACAAGCGAAUUAGUGAAGCCGAUGCAUAUCUUCAACUGAUGAUUGAACAAACGACAAAAAUUGAGAAUAAAAUAAAAGCCGCUGCUGAAGUUGCUGCGGCCGCUCCAAGCCAAAUAGUCAGUGAGCCUAGUGCAAGUACAGAUAGCGAAGCAAAGGCCGAUACCAACAAAGAAAGCAAUAUCAAGGAGACAAAGGAUCCGAAUAAGGUGUUACAGGAAAGUGCACAUUCAAUGCUCGAAAGUUUUAAGCAUUCGAUAGUUUUGUUGCAAAUUGCCAAGAAUACAGCACAUCCAGUGAACGGUAUGUAUCAAGGGCCAUCGUUGGCUGGCUUGAAUCCAAAAGUACCAGUCGGUAAUUCGGAUCAAACGCCAGACAGUACAGAUACCCUCGAUAUUGUCGGUCCAUCAUCAAUGCCAGGCGGACUGGUCGAGUAUGGAGCCGAAUGUUUGGAAAAGAAAUUGGCAAAAAUGUCAGCGGCCGAUGUGUCACCGUCAUCGAUUACAUUGGCUGUGCCAGAGACAAGCUACUCCAGUUCCGAGGGUGAAGAUGAUUUUUACGAUGCAAAUGAUAAUCCAUAUUCGAGUUCAAUAAGCUUAAAAGAUGCUGAAGACACAAAUGAGCAAUCCGAUGAUAUGAAAAGCAUUAAAAACGACACAAUUAGUUCACGUGAUUCCAUAAGCACACCGUUUCGGGUUGAUGGCAGUCUUGACUAUGAUGCACUCUACGAAGACGAUGCCGAAAAUGAUAUUUCAAUGGAAUCACACGGUAGCGUUGUUACACAUUUGUUAUCACAAGUGAAAAUUGGUAUGGAUUUAACCAAAGUAGUUCUUCCAACGUUCAUUCUGGAACGUCGAUCAUUGCUUGAAAUGUAUGCCGAUUACUUUGCGCAUCCGGAUCUAUUUUUAAAAAUAGCCGAUUUUAAAGAUCCACGCGAUCGAAUGGUGCAAUGUGUUAAAUGGUAUAUGAGCUCUUAUCACGCUGGCAGAAAGAGUUCCGUUGCUAAAAAACCAUACAAUCCAAUUUUGGGCGAAAUAUUCCGAUGUCAUUGGGACUUGCCCGAAUUAGAAAAGGAUGCUGCAACUGUUAAUGAUGGACCGGUUCCAUGGUGUCGACGCGAUCAAUUAACAUUUGUUGCCGAACAAGUUUGCCAUCAUCCACCAAUUUCUGCCUUUUAUGCUGAGCACUACAACAAGAAGAUAAGUUUCAAUGCUUAUGUCUGGACGAAAUCAAAGUUCUUAGGAUUAUCGAUUGGCGUGCAUAACAUUGGUCAGGGCACGGUAACACUCAGCGAAUACAACGAAGAAUAUAUAGUCACUUUUCCGAAUGGAUAUGGACGAUCCAUCCUAACUGUACCAUGGAUUGAGCUUGGUGGUAGUGUGCAAAUAACAUGUCCACAAUCCGGCUAUCGUGCUGACAUUGAAUUUAUAACCAAACCAUUUUACGGUGGCAAAAGGAAUCGCAUUUCGGCCGAAGUUUACGCACCGAAUGAGAAGAAAUCAUUUUUAAGCAUCAACGGUGAAUGGAGUGGUUCAAUGGAAGCCAAAUGGGCUGAUGGCCAUAAGAAAACCGAUGUAUUCGUAGAUGUAAAUAAAAUACCAAUUUUCAAGAAGAAUGUUCAACCAAUUAGCGAACAAGUGGAGAAUGAAUCACGUCGCAUUUGGGUCGAUGUAACAGCCGGUCUUCGUUUUAAUGAUAUCGAUAAAGCAACAACUGCGAAAGCCAAAUUGGAGCAAAAACAACGUGAAGAAGCUAAACAACGCAAAGAAACCAGCAGCGAAUGGGACACAAAAUACUUCAAGCCCGUCGGCGAUGUUUGGAUUUACACGAAUCCAUUAUCACAAAGGCUCUAUCUACAGGACAAACAGAAUAAGCAACAACAAAAACAGUAACCAAUUUUUUGUUUGUCCAAAAUUUACGAAAUAAAAUGAGCUCCCAAGACAAAGCAAGUGCGCUGGAAGUUCCGACACAAUUUGUGGUUGAUAAAUAUAUAGAGAAAACAUCCAAAAUUAAAAUGCUUUAUGCAAAUAUAUCAAGAAAAGGGAAUACUAGGGAAACCACAACAGGUCACUAAAAAGCAACAGAGUAAAGGUAUAAAAAUGUUUAGAAUUUAAGCUAAGCUUAAACACAUUUGUUAAGCAUCAUCGAAAGAGAACAGUUUUACCAAUAAUAUUUCACUAUCCAAAAUAAAA